CAGCCUUCAGUUGCGUUCCAGACGUCGAAAGAGAAGAUACACCAUGAGCGACAAACAUUUAACUGCUGGGUCACCAUGCCCUCCCCUGCAGCCCGGAGUCAUGAGGAUUUAUAGCAUGCGGUUCUGCCCCUUUGCCCAGCGCGUUCGGUUGGUCCUCGCUGCCAAAGGAAUUGACUCCGAAAUCGUCAACAUCAACACGCACAACAAACCCGACUGGUUCUUCGACAAAAGUCCUUUAGGGAAAGUGCCGGUGUUAGAGAAAGAUGGAGAAAUAGUUUGCGAAUCGGCCAUCGUUAGCGAUUAUCUGGACGAGGUUUUUCCAGAGCCUGCGCUUUACCCUAAGGAUCCCUGGAAGAAAGCGCAAGACCGGUCACUUGCAGAGAUUUGGUCGAAGGUGUACGGACCCAUGUACAAGCUCUAUUCCGCAAGGGGAGACCAGCAGGCUAAGACAAAGGCCUUUGAUGAUUUCCUGUCUGGUCUAGAUUUCUUCGAGGGGGAACUUGCUAAGAGAGGGACCACUUAUUUCGGUGGGGAGAGACCAGGCAUGCUAGACUACAUGAUCUGGCCCCAUUCAGAAAGGUUUGCAAUGUUGACUAUACUGGCUGGAGACGGCUGUGAGAUUGCACGGCAUAGACACCCAAACAUGUGUUCGUGGAUUGAUAGAAUGAAGGAAGACCCAGCCGUGAAGACGACCUAUCUUACACCCGAGGAACAUUUUGGGUUUGUUAAAGGAUAUCUUGGCGGCAAUCCUGAGUAUGACAGGAAGCAGUGACGUCAUCGCUAGAUCUGAAUGAAGUUGUUUUUUUUUUACCUUUAUUUCACUUGUUUCUUGUUUUUUGUCUGUCUGUCUGUCUCUCUCUCUCUCUGUCUCUCUCUCUCUCUCUCUCUCUCUCUCUCUCUCUCUCUCUCUCUCUCUCUCUCUCUCUCUUUCCACUUAUAUUUAAUGUGUGAAAUUAAUACAAUAUAGUCGAGUUCUCUCUUGUCUUGUAGUAAAAGUAGUCAGGAGUCUUGUAGUCAAAAUAAUUUAAAAUUCAUGUAAGCACCUCUUACGAAUAAAUAAUUCGUGUUAAAA
Penaeus indicus is the source of this 1072-nucleotide messenger RNA. RefSeq names its product pyrimidodiazepine synthase-like. Gene Ontology annotation, biological process: glutathione metabolic process. The transcript has 6 exons. Gene Ontology annotation, molecular function: glutathione transferase activity; glutathione dehydrogenase (ascorbate) activity. Lineage: Eukaryota; Metazoa; Arthropoda; Malacostraca; Decapoda; Penaeidae. Gene Ontology annotation, cellular component: cytoplasm. The coding region runs from base 44 to 772 and encodes 242 amino acids. The record is from RefSeq and is a predicted model, not a curated record.